AUGCUAAGAUAUUAUAAUGGCGUUAAGCGUUUUUAUUUUUCAUUACCCUGCUCAAGAGAACUAAAAAAUAUUGUAAAGUUGCCACUAUUGGAAAGGGAAGAUAGUAAUAAGAUUAUAAAUAUAUGGAUAGAUAAAUAUAAAAAUAAUAAAUAUGUUAUAGCAGAUUAUGUAAAUACAAGUAAAUAUGAAUUAGUGAAAAAAAACUGUAAAAACAAUGCCCAUUUUAUCAUUCCAUGUAAAAAUCAAAAUGGAUAUAUAAACUUUUAUUCCCAAUUUGUUGAUGAUAAACUUGUGUUUAUAACACCCCUUGAAUCUUAUAAUAAACUUCGAUCUAAUUCAGUACCAUAUGUUACAUUAAAUUUUUUUGAUGAAUUAAAAAAUAAAGAAAUAAUAUUAACAAAAUUAACUAUUGUAAAUAAUACCAUAACAAAAGACCAAGCCAAUAAGUUUUAUAAAUAUAUUCUGUCCUUUUAUUCUGACUCGAAUUAUUUUCAGUAUAUAAAAAAAUUUAAUAACGACAGUAGAAAUUUUAACUAUGAUGACUUUUUUAAUAAGUUCAAACACAUCUUUUAA
Plasmodium berghei ANKA is the source of this 573-nucleotide messenger RNA. Its product is annotated as ATP synthase mitochondrial F1 complex assembly factor 1, putative. The transcript has a single exon. Lineage: Eukaryota; Apicomplexa; Aconoidasida; Haemosporida; Plasmodiidae. Gene Ontology annotation, biological process: mitochondrial proton-transporting ATP synthase complex assembly. The record is from RefSeq and is a predicted model, not a curated record. The coding region runs from base 1 to 573 and encodes 190 amino acids. Gene Ontology annotation, cellular component: mitochondrion.